UACAAUAAAAGGCGAACAAGAUUCAAAAGAUAAACUCCUCCUUUAACUACGACUUCAAACAGGUGAAGAAAAACCUUAAAUGAAUAUGAAAUAAGAAUAACAGAAUAAAGCGGACGCUGCUCAAGUGUGAAGUGAAUGCCGUAAAUGGGCGUGACAGCUGCUGCACAACAACAACAACACAACGGAUCUGCUUCCGGUUUCUGGAUGUAGCUGUCAGACACCAGCAUUGUAUUAUUUGAGAAUCGCUUCAUCAGCAGUGUUAGUAUGAGCGAAGGAGAGGUGUUUCAUGAGAAGCAACGAUUGGAGCUGUGCGCGAUUCAUGCACUGAACAACGUCCUCCAGGAGCGGGUGUUCACCAAAGAGACAGCCGAUGACAUCUGCAAAAGACUGGCUCCACAGUGUGUGGUGAACCCUCAUCGCUCAGUGUUAGGCACUGGGAAUUAUGACGUCAACGUCAUCAUGGCGGCACUACAGAGCCGGGAACUGGCUGCAGUGUGGUGGGACAAACGCAGGACGGUUCAGAGCCUUUGCAUGUCAAAGGUCCAGGGUUUCAUUCUUAAUGUCCCAUCACGGGUAUCUCUUGGAAUCGUCUCCCUCCCACUCCGACGGCGGCACUGGCUCGCAGUUCGGCAAGUUAAUGGUCAAUAUUACAACUUGGACUCCAAACUGAAGAGUCCUGCCUGUAUUGGAGGAGAAGCAGAACUACGCACGUUUCUCAGUGAGCAGCUUUCUCAGGACGUGGCCGAGAUGCUCCUGGUCGUCCAGCGGGAAGUGGAGGAGGAUGGCUCGUGGCUGAACUCUGAUAACCCCAAGAAGUGAUAACUUGUGACAGGACAAAGCAUGGGAACGGAAAAAAAACUCCUCUGGGAAAAUAUGACUUCUCUUUUUUCUUUUUUUUUACAAAACUGAAACCUCAUGACAGAAAAGUCUUCAGGGAAUCCAUUAAAAUCCAUUCAGUAUCUACACUCAGACUCAGAGAAGAAAUUCCAAAGAGAAGCAGAGACAUUUGUUUACUCCUGACAUGAAGAACUGUUUUGAUUGUAAAAGCUAUAAAAGCUACAAUUGCUUGGAUGUGACUUAUGUGUCUGCGUAGUCCUACUAUUGUUCAUUUGUUUGAACUCUGGGUAGCUAAUAUAGUCUGAGCUAAAUGUGCGCAAGUUUGAUGAUAGCUGGAUUUAGACAUGACUGAUUUCUCACCGUUUUGUGCAUGAACAAACAUCUGCAAAAAGAAAGUUAACUUUGAUAACUAAAAUCAGAUGAGUAUGGUUUAGCAGAAUUUUCCACCUAAAAUAUCCUUGUCCUAGAUUUUUACAUUCAGGUUUGCCAAAUUCAGAUCAGUGUGUACGUGCAGGAUGGUUGUGUCAAACUGGAACAGUUAUGAAGCAGAAACAGAGUGGACCAUCUUUCCCCCCCCCAAGACCUUUUCUCUGAACCUUCUAUGCACUACAUAGUAAAAUGUGUUAGCACUAUUUGUCUUUUUGUGCACCUGUAAAGGCAUCACCUGGCGAGGUAUUGAAGAACUACCAGUGUUUUUGCAUGUUUUCAUGUUUUCACUACAACCUUCUGAACAUUUUUCAUAGCCUGCCAUAUUUGGGGUUUUUAUACGUGUUACUUCUUGGCAGUCUUUGUUUUCCUUUCACUAAGCUUCAGGGGUUAGCAGAGGUUUCAAAUUUUCUUGAGAUCGACAAUCCAUCCCAAAGCCAGGAAUAUAAAUAACACUAUUUUAGAUCAAUGGUAAUGAGUCAAACAUGCAAAAACACUGGUUUCUAUGACUGUAAGUUUAAUGUUUGUGUUGUGUCUCUCCUUUAUAUUCUAUGCAUAUCCGAAUAGGAAUACUCUGGUAUACACUAGUGACCUACUUAUACAUAAACCUAUUGAAGCUUAUUUAUAUUAAAGUUUGACCUCCUGUUUUAAGUUCA
This is a messenger RNA of Labrus bergylta (ballan wrasse), 1919 nucleotides long. RefSeq names its product Josephin domain containing 2 (gene josd2). Gene Ontology annotation, molecular function: cysteine-type deubiquitinase activity. The record is from RefSeq and is a predicted model, not a curated record. Gene Ontology annotation, biological process: protein deubiquitination. NCBI's taxonomy places the organism in Eukaryota, Metazoa, Chordata, Actinopteri, Labriformes, Labridae.